Anguilla anguilla (European eel) is the source of this 4179-nucleotide messenger RNA. Its product is annotated as coiled-coil domain-containing protein 40-like. Bases 1123 to 3987 code for a protein of 954 amino acids. Gene Ontology annotation, cellular component: cytoplasm; cilium. Gene Ontology annotation, biological process: epithelial cilium movement involved in determination of left/right asymmetry; axoneme assembly; heart looping. The record is from RefSeq and is a predicted model, not a curated record. Lineage: Eukaryota; Metazoa; Chordata; Actinopteri; Anguilliformes; Anguillidae. The transcript is spliced from 17 exons.
CCUACAACCCUCCAACUGCCAGACAAUCGGUCUUACCUCCUGAGCUAUGUCGCCCCAUAGCGGGUAUGCCUUCUGCUAAGUUCGUAUGUUUGUAUAUGCAUUUCUCUGAUUCCUUAUAUAAUAAAGUGAAGUCAAUUGCAACGGGGUAUUUCACCUGGUUAAAUAAAGAAUACGUUUUUGAAAAAUGACAUGACCACACAAUAUAGAACCAAUCAUGCAUUGUGUUGCAGGUUUAUUUAUGUCUUAUUAUUUCUCCAACAAUUCUGCCACCACAAACUAAACAUCAGCUGCUCUCUACUGCCAUGUCACAAGAAUCUUCCAUCAACAACAAUAUGGCAUUAGUCAAUGAACAUGCCACUGAACACAAUUUAUGGGUCUCCAAAAGUUACCAUUCAAGAGUAAGGGAUUACUCAACUACAUCUUCUUCGUCCCCUUCCGUUCACUCUAAAUUCUCAUAUUCAUUUCACGUAUUUGUACAACAUGCCACUACAUCACGCAUCCUUCCCGUUGCCCCCAGCAAACGGUGGCUAUAACGGUUUGAUAUGACUCCUGACGAGUGAAACAGAUCCCACAUCAUUAAAAUCGUAAAAGGACGAACUGGUGACACGAAAGAAUGCAGGGAACUGGGAAGCGUAUAGAUUCUGAAUAGUGCUUUAUUACGUGCCAAGAAUGUGGUCCAUAGCGUCCAUCGUGCCAUUCUUUAAUUUGAAGCGCAUACCAAUUUGGUUAAGUGUGUUUUGGCUGAGGAUAUAUGGUUUUAAGUUUAACCUGCCUUAAUUGAUUAUUUAUAUAUCUAUUCAAGGAAAAUCCCCAGAUACUUUUCAUAGGCAAUAAUAAUGUACAAUACUCUUCGAGUGGAAUUAGAUGGACGCCGAUUUGACCGUAACUUGAGGAUCUUGAUUUUGUGUAAAGGCGUCACAAGUAAAUCCUUCAUAAAGUGACCAAUUGUGUGCGUCUUAACGCCGGGUUCUGUUAGGCAACAGCACUUUUGGAAUUAUGGCAUUAUAAAUAUUCCAUUUUUAGUUCACAUUCUCACAGAAACAAGUCUUCACUUGCUGAUCACUUCAGUUUUUCUCAACGAAAUAUAUUUUUGGACACUACCUCGGUAGCUUGAAGCUGAGUAUGGACGAUACUGGCAGUAUCAGCCCUAGCCAAGAUGAGCCGGAAACUUCCGGAGCCGUCUCGGAGGCAGACCAGCCAGCCGAGAGCGGGGGGGAUCCGGAGGAUGGAGGGAGCGGGGAGAACGGAGAGGGCGCGGAGGGCGCGGGGAACGGAGAGAGCGAUCGGGCCGUGACCCAGGAGACGGACGAGGACGUGGUCGCAGAAACGAAGGAGGGUGCCGUCGGGGAGAGGAGAGAUGAAAUGGUGGGAGACAUGGAGGAGGAACUGCUCGUGCUGGACCCUGAGCAUCCUCUGAUGAAAGGCUUCCAGGCCGCACUGAAGACUCAUCUGGAGAAACAGCUGGAGAGGCUGGAGAAUGAGCUGCGUGAGCUGCGGUCCAUGGAGCGGGCGGAGGGUGACGGGCGUGUGGAGGUGGGCACGGCCCUGUAUAAGGUGCAGGAGGAGCUCGGGCGGGUGGACGCCAGGCUGCAGGGGCAGAACAAGGCCAACGCUGCCACGUCCUCGCAGCGCCAGAAGGCUCAGGACCGGCUGGAGGACGUCCGCCGCGACUACCGCGCCACUGUGGCCCAGAACAAACAGCUGUGGGCGCAGGUGUCCCAGAUGCAGGCGGAGGUGGACACCAUGGCCCUGCGUCUGCUCUACCUGCACGGGGCCAGCGAGGACAUGUGCUCUGACCUGGCAACCACGCAGACCUGCACGCGCAAGGCCCAGGUGGAGAAGAACCGCGCCGCGCAGGAGAAGAACACGCAGGACCUGUACGUGGACCGGCUGACGCAGAAGCUGGAGCGGCUGCAGGAGCAGACCGCACUGUACAACGCGCGUGCAUCCGCACAGGCCAUGGAGACGCAGGUGGCCCAGGAGGGCCUGUCUGAGGCUCAGAUGGAGCUGGAUGCUCUGCUGGUCGAGCAGAAGCAGCUUCUACAGCAGUGGAACAUCAGCCUGCUGGGAGUUCGGCGCCGCGACGAGGCGUACAACGCCAUGCUGGAUGCGCUACGGGUGGCACGGGACCAGGCCCGGGCUCUGGACACGGAGAUCGAAGGUUUCCGGAAGUCCAUAGGGCAGGAGGAGGAGCAGAACGAGCAGCUGACGGUGGCGUUGAACUCGGCCCGUCUGGACUGCGGGACGUCCCGUAAGCUCAUUGCGCGCAGCAAGACCCAGGAGGAGGCGCUGUUGGCCCAACACGCCACCUACACACGCAUGCUGCAGGAGAGCGAGCACAUGCUGGAGCAGGUCACAGUGGACUGCGCGGCGCGGCGGGCGGAGGCUGCGGCGCUCCGGGCGCUGAUAGACCGCGAGGUCGGCGUUCGCCGGGAGCUGGAGGAGAAGAUCAUGGGCAAGAUGCAGGAGCAGCUGUCACACGGACAGGCCGCCAAGUACUCCCGCCAGCAGGUGGAGAAGAUCGCCACCCAGAAGAAGGAGAGGGAGCUCCAGGUGGCCCUGCUGGAGGAUGACAUCGCUCAGGUGACGCUAGAGAGCACGGAGGUGAAGCUGCGGGCGGAGUCUCUGUCCCGCGUGUGGGCGGAGCUUCAGAAGGAGAUGGCCCAUCAGCAGGAGCUGCUGGCCCACAGCGAGGCCGAGAUCAGCAAGCAGGACAUCAUCAUCGAGCGCAAGCAGUUCGCCAUCGGCAACUACAACAAGAAGAUCGAGGAUAUGUGCACCAAGCACGAGGACGUGGGUGGGCUGGAGAUUCGUGUGCAUAAGCUGCGUAAGGAGCUGGAGGAGAUGGAGGCGGAGAUCCAGGGCCAGCAGCAGUCCUGGCUCCGCCAGCAGGAGGAGCUGGUUAAACUCAACCAGGACAGGCAGACCCAGAGCGCCGCCCUGCUGACCCUGCAGGGGAAGCUCACCAUCCUGCAGCAGAAGAAAGUGCACACUGAGGGUGAGAUCCAGCAGGAGCGCAGGGAGCAGGCGGAGGUGGAGAGGCACAUGAACGGCCUGAUGCUGGACAUCGUGAAGCUCAACGGCCUGCUCAGCAAGAACAGCCAGCAGAGCGAAGCCCUGGAGCACCGCAACUGCCUCAUGGAGAGCGACUUCAUCAGCAGGCUGAAGGAUUCAGAAAGGGAGGCCAUUGAAUUGCAGAUGAAUCUGGAGAGGAUCCAAGAAGAGAAGGACAUGCUCCUCAACAGCCUACUGGAGGCCGAGCGGCAGGUGCUCCUGUGGGAGAAGAAGACGCAGCUGGUGAAGGAGACUCAGCUGGCAGUCAGGGAGGAGAUGGGACAGGGAGACGUCCGCUUCCUCAAGUCUGAGAUUCACCGCAUGGAGGUGCGGUACGAUCAGUUGAUGAAGCAGCAGGCCCGGUUGCUAAGGGAGCUGGAUGCGGCGGUUGCUAGGCGGGAGGCCAUAGAGAUGCACUGUGAGACCCAGGCCCGGUCCGCCCGGACCCGCCCCGCCCACACUGAGUCCCACAGCGUCCUGCAGGGCCUGCGCAGGAAGAUACAGGACUGCCAGAAGAAGUGUAAGGAGUGUGAGGGUGUGGUCGUGGAGCUGCAGGACACACAGAGGGGGCUGCGCUCCACCCUGUCCCAGAAGCAGAAGCAGCUGGCCGAGCUGCGCAGCACCUGUGACACGGUGGACACAGAACUGCGCAGCCUGCAGGACGCCAAGGAGAAGAACCGGUCCCGGUUGAUCACGCUGCAGGGGCGUGUCCGGCACCUGCAGGCGGUUCGGGACGGGCGGUACCGGUCCGUGUGCGUGGGCGGGACAGCCCCGGGCUCCACCGCCCAGCGCCUGAGUGCCCACCUGCAGGCGGUGGACUCCAUCCUGCAGUGCGUCUACCAGAACUGCCCCGAACACCGGGGGGCGCUGCACCUCCUCACCCUGGCCUUCGCCUCCCGCCGGGAGCUCCUCGACCCCGCCCCCCGCUCCUGACAUCACUUCCUCUCCCCACCUGCUGUGCACUCGACCCCGCCCCCCGCUCCUGACAUCACUUCCUCUCCCCACCUGCUGACUGCAGGGGGGCCAGGCCUUUGACUGGGGGCUCAGAUGGCAAAAUUUUUGAACAUUAUUUGCUAAAAAAAAAGUAAUUAAUAAAAAAUUCAGAAAGUUAUUUGCUAGUUUUGU